This is a messenger RNA of Monopterus albus (swamp eel), 1132 nucleotides long. RefSeq names its product proline-rich receptor-like protein kinase PERK8. Lineage: Eukaryota; Metazoa; Chordata; Actinopteri; Synbranchiformes; Synbranchidae. The transcript is spliced from 2 exons. The record is from RefSeq and is a predicted model, not a curated record. The coding region runs from base 1 to 948 and encodes 315 amino acids.
AUGCCGCACAUGGAGGAAGUACCCUAUAACAGUGAAGAAUCCUACAAUCCUUCCUUCAGUUUGUCAGACGAACCUGGUGUCUACACCUACAAAGACCUUCCCUGCUGCCAGGGACCUGUUCCACUCAGAAUGACUGAUGCACCUGCCACAAGCUUCGUUUCCACUGAAAGUGGGUGGAGCCCUGUGAUCUUCAGUAACAAUGUUUUUACCCCAACCAAAUGCUUCUCUAGUUCACCCACCUUUAACAUAGCCACUGUGGAUAUGAGCCCUACAUAUACGGCUCAAGAUGCUGCUCCACCCCAAAGAAACCUCAGCUCACUGACCCCUCCACCUGAUACCACUCUGGACCCUACCAGUCCUAGCCCUGCAACCCAUGACACCCCUUGUACUCCACCUUCCACCUGUCCUGAUUCACAAAUUACACAAACAGUCAUCCAAAAUGAGCCUCCUGACCCUGUCUCAAGCCCCUCCUCUCAAACCAGUCUUCCACGUAGCCAGAGUCGAAUUGCUUUGGCAGAAAUAGACAAACCUUUCCGCAAACCUCAUGUGAAGACUCCCCCAUAUUCACCUUUACUGUUGUCAUCAAUCCCCAAGCAAAUGAGCACACCCCCACCCACCCGAGAGCAUUCACCUUGGAAAACCAAGUUAGUAUAUAUAGAUACUUCUCCUCUUGAUGCACCACCAGUAACACCAGCACAAACAGCUAUGACUCUAAGCACAGAGGCAGACCAACCCUCCACAUCACUGGACCAAACAGACCCAUCAGAAUACCCAGGUGCUGAUGCUGGUAGUCCAUCACAGGACAGAGGGCCCUCGACAAACUUGAAAAACACCCAGGAUGGCCACAGGGUCUGGAACGAGGAUGAUGAUGGUUUUCUGAAAGAUGAAGAUGCAGACAAGAACAGUGAGGGCAGUGACGGGGCGGAUGACAGAAUACGGAGGAGGUAAGAUGAAGAUGGAUGGCAGACACAUCAUGGAACAAGAGAGAAACACUACAGUCUGGUUCUGCUAUAGGUAAUGUUGAGCCAUGGGAGAGGACAGAACACUGUACAUACAUGCGACAUGCAGUACAGGGGCCACAUAAGGAAAGACACAUAUUCCAUGAUCACAUAAUGUAUGUAUGUAAGCUUAA